UAUGCUUCUCCUUCUCCCCAGGGCGUGUUAUCUGCAGUAGAUAAACCACCGACUCCUAGAUGUAAAACGGGGAGUACUCCCCCUGUCACUGUCGCUGGCUAUUCCUCCCACGAGCUAGCUCCGAGACCGAUGUUUACAUUGUGGUGCCUGUGGAAGCUGCAGCAUCUCUAGGUCAUUCACCGUUAUACACCAUCAUGGCAGCCGACUACAGUAUCGUCACUGGCUACAUCAAGACGUUCAGUGUCGCCGACUACGUGGUAUUUGCAUUGACUUUGGCAGUAUCUGCAGCAAUAGGAGUCUUCGUGGCCAUCAGAGACCGCAACAACGUCUCCACCGGAGAGUUCCAUUUCGGUGGAAGGAAAAUGCAUGUGAUACCUGUAGCUAUGUCUUUGCUUGUGACGUUUCUCUCGGCAUUGACUCUGCUGGGAACUCCAGCCGAAGUGUACAACUACAACACGAUGUUCUGGUGGAUAUGUCUGGGAUAUCUUGUGUCAGUCGCAGGGGCUACGUGGAUUUUCAUACCUUUUUUCUACGAACUUGGGAAUACAAGUAUUUUUGAGUACCUGGAGAUCCGCUUCGGGAGGGGCAUGCGGCUGGCAGGUUCCCUCACCUUUAUUCUACAAACGAUGAUCUACAUGUCCUUCUUCAUCACCUGA
Haliotis rubra (blacklip abalone) is the source of this 656-nucleotide messenger RNA. RefSeq names its product sodium-coupled monocarboxylate transporter 1-like. Gene Ontology annotation, cellular component: membrane. Gene Ontology annotation, molecular function: symporter activity. The transcript has 3 exons. Gene Ontology annotation, biological process: sodium ion transport; transmembrane transport. The record is from RefSeq and is a predicted model, not a curated record. Bases 195 to 656 code for a protein of 153 amino acids. Lineage: Eukaryota; Metazoa; Mollusca; Gastropoda; Lepetellida; Haliotidae.